Emericellopsis cladophorae is the source of this 1782-nucleotide messenger RNA. RefSeq names its product fungal transcriptional regulatory protein. Gene Ontology annotation, biological process: regulation of DNA-templated transcription. The transcript is spliced from 3 exons. The record is from RefSeq and is a predicted model, not a curated record. Lineage: Eukaryota; Fungi; Ascomycota; Sordariomycetes; Hypocreales; Bionectriaceae. Gene Ontology annotation, molecular function: DNA-binding transcription factor activity, RNA polymerase II-specific; zinc ion binding. Bases 1 to 1782 code for a protein of 593 amino acids.
AUGUCUGCAUAUUCUCCAGAAGAAGCUGGGGGUGGCGACAAGCCCGAACGGCCCGCAAAGAGGCAGCGAGACACGCUGGGACAGACAUCUGGUAGGCGACAAGCGGCGUGCCAAACGUGUCGCCUGCGCAAGGUGAAAUGUGACAAGAAGAGGCCGCAGUGCGCGCUGUGUGAGGCCAGCAACACAUCCUGCGAGUAUCUCGACGAUGGCAGCGAAAAGAUCACACUGGAGACGGCGACGAGCACAAUCCUCAAGAGACUGGACGCUCUCCAUCAGGAGCUCAGCGCUGCCAAGAGCCAACAGUCCCAACCCUUACACGUCCCGGCACCACCCCAGCCCUCGCCGACCCAGUUUGAGCCAUCGCGAGACUUUCUGCGCAUCCCGCCUCACUGUGCUAGCGCGGAUAGCAUCUUGCAGUGGCCUGUCUUCAACGGAGCCUAUCCGCCCAACGCCCUCAUCAGUGAGCUCUUUACGCAGAACCAGAAUGGCGACCUCAUCACGCCGCCCACAGCCCUUGUGCCGUUUGAUGAGGAGCAGAUUCCGCUGCUGAUCGACCGCUUCCUAGUCAAUGUCUACACCAAGAACCCCAUCCUCGACGUGGAAGACCUUCUCAAGAGCGCCAGACGCUGCGCGGAGAACGGCGUGGGCUGGGACGGGGCGAGCUGUCUCGUUCUCAUGGCGUGUGCCCUCGGCGCCGUCACCAGGCCAUUUGGAACCACUGUCCAGGCCGAGUCGUCGGCCAAGCUGUACGCAAAGGAGCUGCAGCAGGGUGACUCCUACUUUACGCUGGCGUGCCGCAGGCUCGGGUCUCUGCGGUACUCCAUCCUUGGCGCACAGUGUUACUUCUUCGCCGGCGUGUACCUCAUGUAUACCCUGCGCGUGCUGCACAGCUACCACUACUUCCUCCAGGCGUCGACGUACACGCAGUUCUGCCUCCGCACGUCGCAUGGGUUGUCCGACACGUUUGCCGAGGUCAUUACGAGCACGGACGGCCGGCGGAUCGAGCAGUCGCUGUACUGGUCCUGCUUCAAGUCCGAGUGCGAGUUUCGCGUCGAGCUCCCCCUGCCGCAGAGCGACAUCUCCCUUGGCGAGUAUCCGCAGCUCUUCCCCAGCCCGCCGGCCGGGUCGAUCAACGAGGAGGAGAGCUGGUACUACUACCUUACAGAGAUUGCCCUACGACGCAUCGGCAACCGCAUCAUCAACACAUUCUUCGACAGGCGAAGCUGGCACGAUAUUCGACCGCUGCUUGGUAUCGCGCGCGAGUUUGAGAGGCAGGUCAGCUCCUGGGAGGCCAACCUGCCACCAGCCAUGCAGCAGUACGAGACCAACAGCAUGAUCCGCGCACCGUACGAAGCAGGGGGCCACGUGUCGCGCGAGCUCAGCUGGGCCAUUGACAACCGCCUCCUGGAGAUGCAGACCUGGCUGUACCAGCCCUUCCUAUGGUAUCUGAUCCACGUGGGCGUAGAGCGGGGCGUGGACAAGGACCUCGACUCUCUGAUCCAGUCGGGCAUUGAUUGCUCCCUCAAGACCAUUGACGUCCGUGCGCGUGGCCAUCGACACCACGGGCUCUGGUACGAUCUGCGCAGCAUCAUGUCUGCCUCGCUCACCCUGGUGGUCAUCAUCAAGACGGGCAACACAUCCUGGAUCCAGGGGGGUCUGGAGGCCGUGCAGCCACGCAUCCACCACGUCGUGCAGCAAUUCAAGUUUUGGCAGGCCGAGGCGCCGGACUUGCACAGAUACAUCACUACGCUCAAAGAACUCUCUCAUCAUGUACGCAUUUAG